AUGACCAUAACUGCUGACCUGAAGGCAUUGGAGGGGAAGGAGUUGGAACGCGAGGUCAUCCUCCAGGUUCUGUACCGAGACCAGGCGGUUCAAAACAUCGAGGAGGAAAGGAUCCGGAAACUGAAGACACACUUGCAGCAUCUCCGGUGGAAAGGAGCAAAGAGCGUGAGCCCGGAGUACAAAGAGAAGUCGUGUGCACGCUGUCAGCGUGAGCUGGGGCUUCUGCUGAACCGGGGGGCCGUGUGCAAGGGCUGCAGCCACCGCGUGUGCUCGGAGUGCCGAGUGUUCCUGAGGAAGACCGAUGCCUGGAAGUGCACCGUGUGCUUUGAGGACAGAAAUGUGAAAAUAAAAACUGGAGAAUGGUUCUUUGAGGAACGAGCCAAGAAAUUUCCAACUGAAGGCAAACACGGGACAGCCGGAGCAAAGCUCUUGCAAUCUUAUCAGGAGCUGAGCAAAAUUUCUGUGGUUCCUCCUACCCCACCUCCUCUGAGCGAAAGCCAAUGCAGUAGCAGCUCGAACAGGUUACAGGAACUUGGUCAGUUUAAAGGAUUUAAUAAAUCCGUGGAAAAUUUGUUUCUGUCUGUUACCACCCACAUGAAAAAGCUUUCCAAGUCCCAGAACGACAUGACCUGUGACAAGCAGCUCCGGGCCACGGGUCCCAGGCAGCGUGCUGGCCGGACGGAGAGGAGGAGCCAGUCGGACACUGCUAUCAACAUCACCACCAGGAAGGCAAGCAUGCCGGAUAUUCUGAAACCUCUCGAUCAAGGGAGUCCCAGAUGCCUUACUAGCCCUGUUUUGAAGCAAGAGGAUCUCUCAUCCAGGCCAAUUCCCAGCACUUUAUUCUCAGGAGGCUUGAGACACAGAAGUUGCUACACUGCAACUUAACCUGAUGUGGCCCGAAGUGAGGUCCCGGGACGAA
Messenger RNA from Leptonychotes weddellii (Weddell seal), 919 nucleotides. The record is from RefSeq and is a predicted model, not a curated record. Lineage: Eukaryota; Metazoa; Chordata; Mammalia; Carnivora; Phocidae.